Acomys russatus (golden spiny mouse) is the source of this 1745-nucleotide messenger RNA. RefSeq names its product heat shock transcription factor 2 binding protein (gene Hsf2bp). The transcript is spliced from 8 exons. Gene Ontology annotation, cellular component: cytosol. The record is from RefSeq and is a predicted model, not a curated record. Bases 1 to 1035 code for a protein of 344 amino acids. Lineage: Eukaryota; Metazoa; Chordata; Mammalia; Rodentia; Muridae.
AUGGCCACAAGUGUGGGCGAGGUGGCCACCGUGGGCGAAGGGUCCGGUAUUGAGGAGACCUGUCGGCACAUGGAAUCUAAAGAAGAAUUUGUUAAAGUCAGAAAGAAGGACCUGGAGCGGCUGACGACGGAAGUGAUGCAAAUACGGGACUUCCUACCCAGAAUACUAAGUGGGGAGUUACUGGAAAGUGUCCAGAAAUUAAAGACUGUAGAAAAAAACCUGGAAAGGAAAGAACAAGAAUUAGAGCAGCUGAGAUUGGACUGUGAACACUUCAAAGCCCGGCUAGAAACUGCACAGGCAGACAGCGGGAGGGAGAAGAAGGAGAAGUUGGCUCUUCGACAGCAGCUGAAUGAGGCAAAACAGCAGCUCCUCCAGCAGGCAGAGUACUGUACACAAAUGGGAGCAGUCACUUGUACCCUCCUCUGGGGAGUCUCCAGCAGUGAGGACGUUGUCAAAGCCAUUCUUGGAGGAGACAAAGCAUUGAAGUUUUUCAAUAUCACUGGUCAGACAAUGGAGAGUUUUGUGAAGUCAUUGGAUGGGGACAUCAAGGAGGUUGAUUCUGAUGAAAAUCAGUUUGUAUUUGCAUUGGCUGGAAUUGUAACAAAUGUUGCUGCCAUUGCAUGUGGUCGGGAAUUCUUGGUGAACUCCAGCCGAGUGCUCUUGGACACCAUGCUGCAGCUGCUGGGGGACUUAAAGCCUGGCCAGUGCACCAAACUCAAAGUUCUAAUGCUGAUGUCCCUGUACAAUGUGAGCAUCAACUCAAAAGGCUUGAAAUACAUCAGCGAGAGUCCUGGAUUUAUCCCUUUGCUGUGGUGGCUUUUGAGUGAUCCAGAUGCAGAAGUGUGCCUUCAUGCCUUGCGGCUCAUCCAGUCUGUGGUUCUAGAACCAGAAGUCUUUUCCAAGGCUGCUGCAGAGCUGCGAAGCUCCUUACCCCUGCAGCGCAUCCUGGCUUUGUCCAAGAGCCGCAACUCUCACCUGAAGACUGCUGCCCAGGAGCUCCUGGAAGACCUCCGUGCCCUGGACUGUAGUGUUUAGGUGUGCUUGACCACCAGGGACUUGGUGGAAAUGCCAGUGGCCCUUCCCCUCCUCGGGCCCUCUACCUUUGUAUGCAAAACUAGAUAUCACUGUAUGUCAUGUGUUAGAGAUUGUUGGCCUUGAUUGACUAGAGAUGGGCACGAGCACCCUGCCUCUCCCUCCUGGGUGUGCACACUUGUUAGACAGCUGGUUGAUCUUGCCAGAGCACUGACCAAAAAAGGUUAUUUUUCCAGUCCCCUCUGAACACCUGGAAACUCUUCCAGAAUUUUCUCAGAGUAGCUUCUUGCUGCCCUGGAGGCUGCCCACACCAGUAGGCUUACCCUAAAGAUAGGAGUUUAGAUCUACCAUGUGGUCAGUAUUUCCCAGAAGCACUGUGAGUCUGUGAUAACUCAGCCUCUUUCUCUGGUAACUAUAGCCCACCAUUCAGGCUUACCUUUGUCACCUCUUGGUGAACCUAUUAUUUCACAUGGCAUUGGACAUUUGAUCUGUUUGGUACUUCUUUUAUUUUUUAAUAAAGCUGAGUCAAUAUUAACUAUCACAUUCUGAAAUAUAAUCUUGGGGUUAGGAAGUUUGUGUCCUUUGUACAUUAUCAGUGUUAUUUGUUUAUCAAAAUACACUUUGCUUACUUUGUUCUGGCCCUUUGACUAUGAACUUAAAGCAAGUAUGGGAAAAUGGCCUCAACAUGAGAACUAUGAGAUUAAAUUCCAUUA